Syngnathus acus (greater pipefish) is the source of this 2734-nucleotide messenger RNA. RefSeq names its product solute carrier family 5 member 8, like (gene slc5a8l). Gene Ontology annotation, biological process: sodium ion transport; propanoate transmembrane transport. Gene Ontology annotation, molecular function: organic acid:sodium symporter activity. NCBI's taxonomy places the organism in Eukaryota, Metazoa, Chordata, Actinopteri, Syngnathiformes, Syngnathidae. The record is from RefSeq and is a predicted model, not a curated record. The coding region runs from base 813 to 2705 and encodes 630 amino acids. The transcript is spliced from 15 exons. Gene Ontology annotation, cellular component: membrane.
UUAGCUCCAAUCUAUGAUCAGAUGGAACCACUAAGAGAAAAAAAAAAGGCCAUCACGCUGAUGACAUGAAUGAAUUAUUUUCCACCAGUUACCAGGUCAAAAUGAUCUCCACCAGUUUCUGUGUGUGUGUUGACCAGAACUGUUCCAUGAGAGACCAUCAUGCGUGCUGCGGAAUAUACAUUUUCAUCAAAUUUGUCAGAAAAUGAUCAUUUAUUUAUGAGAAAUAAUGUACCUUUAUUUAGGUAGAAUAUUCACGUAAAUUGACACAAGACCAUCAGACAUUUUAGUUUGGUAACGUGCCGUGACAUUUUUCUAAAAAGGAAAGUAAAGGUUGGUAAGCACUCCGCUAGAGGCCCUAGUGCUCCUCGUUUGUGCUGCAAGGAUUGGAAAUAGCCUCUCAAAUAUUAAACCAAGUUUCAAAACUUUUUCCAAUGAUGUUCUAAUCUGUCUCUCAUUUGUGUAAACAUUAAACCAGGAAAAAGUGUCCCUCACACUUUUCUACCAAUACUCUUGUCAGUAAAACUGUAUUGCCAACGGUCCACAAAGUUGUCACACUCUUAAAUGUGUUAUCUGAUCUCAGGAGCAUUUCAAAAAACACCAAGAGGUAAACUCCUGCAGAUUGCGAGGCAGAGGAGGGUCAGUGUGAAUCACGGUCGGUGAUUCCACGGUAUGAGUAAUUGUCUUCAGCUCGGAAAAGGUUUUCUCUCUCACUAUCACUUUUUUCUGAUCUCAGUGUUUGCACAAGUGGAUCAUUUUGAAGUAUUCCAUUUUCAAGAAUCAAGCACAAGGCAUCGUCCGCACCUGAACUCAGCAUGGUUGGCACAGGUGGUCCGGUUGCGACCUUCUCCGUGUGGGACUAUGUGGUGUUUGUGGUCAUGAUUGUGAGCGCCGCUGGAGUCGGGCUCUUCCAGGCCUUCCGAGGACGCAAGGAGAACAGCAGUGAGGAGUUCUUUCUGGGCGGACGGCAAAUGACGGCGGUACCUGUGGCCAUGUCGCUCACAGCCAGCUUCAUGUCCGGCGUCACCGUCAUUGGCACGCCGGCCGAGGCGUACUUGUACGGAACGUCCUUCUGGCUCUUUGGCAUCAGCUACGUCAUCAUGUCGGUCAUCACCGCUGAGAUUUUUGUGCCCCUCUUUUACCGGCUGGGGAUCACCAGUGCCUAUGAAUACCUGGAGAUGCGCUUCAACCGGCUCAUUCGCAUACUUGGGACUAUGAUGUACACCAUGCAGACGAUCCUGUACACCGGUUUGGUCAUCUACGCACCGGCUCUCGCUAUGAAUCAAAUCACUGGAAUGGAUCUGUGGGGAGUGCUGGUGGCUACGGGGAUAGUGUGCAUCAUCUACUGCACUUUGGGUGGCCUGAAAGCCGUCAUUUGGACCGACGUGCUACAAAUGGUGAUCAUGCUAGCCGGUUUUGUGGCAGUAAUAGCGAGAGGGGCCGUACUUCAGGGAGGCCUGGACAAGAUUUGGGAAGAUGCCAGUCAAGGGGGUAGACUCCAGACAUUUGACUUUGACCCUGAUCCUCUGAAGCGACAUACUUUCUGGAGUAUCACUAUAGGUGGUAGCGUGACAUGGAUGUCAGUCUACUCCAUAAACCAGUCCCAAGUGCAGCGCUACAUCUCAUGCAAAACACUGCGCCAUGCCAAGAUGUCCUUGUAUGUGAACAUGGUGGGCUUGUGCGCGACUCUCAGUCUGGCUAUGUUGUCCGGCCUCGCCAUGUUCUCCAUUUACAAGAAUUGCGACCCGUUCACCAAUGGCGAUGUCGGUUCCACAGACCAGGUAGACGCAAGUUUGCGACCCGGCCAUCACGCAGGCAUUGAAAAAGAUUGUUUUUCCGAAAAACAGUUGCUGCCCUACCUGGUCAUGGACAUCUUGGCCGUCUACCCCGGAAUCCCUGGUUUGUUUGUGGCUGCUGCGUACAGUGGGACCCUGAGCACUGUAUCUUCCAGCAUCAAUGCCCUUGUUGCCGUCACUGUGGAAGACUUCAUUCGGCCCAUGUGCAAAAACCUCUCAGUGAAGCAGACGACCUGGAUCAACAUGGGUCUGAGUGUGUUUUUUGGUGCUCUGUGCAUUGGGAUGGCAGGAGUGGCUUCACGGUUGGGAAGCGUUCUGCAGGCAGCUCUCUCCAUAUUUGGGAUGCUGAGCGGGCCACUUCUGGGGCUGUAUCUAUUAGGCAUGCUUUUUCGCACAGCCAACUCAAUUGGAGGCCUCGCAGGAAUGUUCCUCAGCCUCGUGUUGACACUCUGGGUGGGGAUCGGGGGUCAGAUCUACCCGCCGACAGCAGCCAAGACAAACCCUCUGCCGGUCACCACUGCGGGUUGCAACAGCACACUCCAGUACAACACGAGCACAGCAAGUCCCUGGACCACUUCAGUCAGCCACACAACGCAACCCAAUGUUAGGCCCCCUUUGGCAGACUUCUGGUAUUCUCUGUCCUACGUCUACAUCGCUUUCCUCGGUACAUUGACAACCAUCGUGAUCGGCAUGUUGGUGAGCGUACUCACAGGUGGAUGCAAGCAAGAAAAGCUGAACUGCCAACUAUUUGUGAGGAAAAGUGACUUGGUGUGUUUCAGCUGCAGCAGUAAAUCACAGGCCUCAGGAAAAACAGACAAGGGUGCGGCAAACAGCUACUUGGAAGCAGACAAGUCAGGAUUUGUACAUUGUGACCCGACAAGUGGCGAUUUCAUUGAAGCGACCAAACUUUAAGAAUGCAUUAAGAUUUUGUACCCCUGACA